This is a messenger RNA of Bolinopsis microptera, 921 nucleotides long. RefSeq names its product centrin-3-like. Gene Ontology annotation, biological process: spindle pole body duplication. Gene Ontology annotation, cellular component: microtubule organizing center. The coding region runs from base 10 to 501 and encodes 163 amino acids. The record is from RefSeq and is a predicted model, not a curated record. The transcript has 5 exons. Gene Ontology annotation, molecular function: microtubule binding; calcium ion binding. NCBI's taxonomy places the organism in Eukaryota, Metazoa, Ctenophora, Tentaculata, Lobata, Bolinopsidae.
CAAUCAUCAAUGCAAAUGGCAGAGGUCAAGCUUGGAAAGCGAAGUAAGAAAAGAAGGGAGCUAACUAAUGAACAGAAAGAAGAACUGCGAGAAGCAUUUGAUUUAUUUGACUCAGAUAAGGAUGGUGUUAUUGACUAUCAUGAACUCAAGGUUGCUAUGAAAGCGCUUGGGUUCGACGUCAAGAAAGCAGAGGUUCUCAAGUUGCUAAAAGACUACGAUAGAGACGGCUCGGGUAACAUGUACUGGGACGACUUUUACGAUAUCUUGAAAGAUAAGAUGCUGGAGAGAAACCCUGAGGAUGAAGUACAAAAAGCGUUCACCUUAUUUGACGACGACGGAACUGGUUCUAUAAACCUGAGAAACCUGCGGCGCGUAGCUCGCGAGCUGGGUGAGAAUAUGAGUGAUGAGGAACUUAGAGCAAUGAUAGACGAGUUUGACACUAGCGGGACUGGGGAGAUUGAUCUCAACAGAUUCAUGUCGAUAAUGCUAGGAGACUCGUAGAAACCAUCAUCCAGACUAGUUACCAAAGUUACACGGGAGAGACGACAACCACUCAACAGCCACUAAUUAGCGGAUACUUUACCGAAUAAAUAGAUAUCGUCAGAAUCCACCUCGACUUUAUCAAGAGUGGUCGGAUGUUUUAUAUUCUAAUCAGGCUGGAUGAUUCAAUGAAUAUGAACAAAGAUUUACAAUCAUGUUACCAUAUUAGCAUAUUUGCCGGUGGACGAUAAAUAUUUAUUGGACCGCUUAGUGUUUUAUUUUGAUAUUAAGGAGCGCUUUAACUUUAACUGCGGUCACAAUUUAUGCCUUACUCUGCAGUUUAAAGAGUUUAAGUAAUAAGAUUGCUUUUGUUAAAUUUUGACAUAAAAAAUGAAUAUAAAGUGACACUUAUCUCAUCGAUUAUUUUAAUUCAAUUCUAAC